This is a messenger RNA of Hirsutella rhossiliensis, 1878 nucleotides long. RefSeq names its product Low temperature requirement A. Lineage: Eukaryota; Fungi; Ascomycota; Sordariomycetes; Hypocreales; Ophiocordycipitaceae. The record is from RefSeq and is a predicted model, not a curated record. The coding region runs from base 1 to 1878 and encodes 625 amino acids. The transcript is spliced from 7 exons.
AUGAGCGCAGCACCAGACCUGAAUGCGCCGGGGAACCGGUUCGAGAAGCGCAACAACACCAUGCCGGGGCUGAGCCAUCACCUGCCGGCCGAGAAGCUUCGCUUUUUCUCCAGCCCGCUGGCCCGUCGUGCCGGAGACAGCGAUUCGCAGGGCCAGACCGGGGCGUAUGCGUCGGAUCACAAACACGACGAAUGCAAACACCCGCGCAGCCCUGCUGACGAGCUGCCCGAGCUCAAAAAGCAUGACGGACCUACCCUGCUCGAGCUCUUCUUCGAUCUUUUCUUCGCCGCCAAUUACAAUGCCUUUUCGGACACUCAAAAAGUCACCAAUCACGCACGCUUCAAGGCCUACGUCGGCUAUUUCUGCUUGCUGUGGUUGACUUGGUUUCUCGUCACCCUCUUCGACGUUCGCUAUGUCACAGACAGCAUCUUUUCUCGCCUGACGAGGGCUAUUCAGCUCGGUGUGCUGGUCGGCUUCGUCGUCGUGGCCCCCAAAUUUGACCCAUCGGACCAGCACUCUGACACGAUGCGCGCAAUGUCCAUAAUCCUCGCCGUCUCACGCGCGUGUCUGGCCGUCGAAUACGGCGCUACACUGUGGCAUCUGAGGAAGUUUAAGAGGGCCCGUUUGCCCAUCUAUACGCAAAUCGGCCUCCACAUCGUCUCGUCAUUGGUUUAUCUCGGUGUAGCGUUCUGCUUUAGGAACAACAAUAGGAGCCCAGUCUAUAUGGUCUGGUAUUUCUUCUCGGGAGCCGAGGCCAUCGGCAGUCUCCUCAUAUCGAACUUUUCGCCCGUGACAAGCCUCACCAAGACGCACUUGAUGAAGCGUAUUACGCUGCUCACCGUUAUGAUCAUGGGCGACGGCAUUAUCCAACUGGCAAAAGAGGUCGUGAUUAUCGUUAGGAACCUGGAAGCUUGGGAUUCGACCACGAUCGGGCUCGUGACGGCCGCCACCACAACCAUCUACUUUCUCUUCUUAAUCUAUUUUGAUUGGAUGAGAUCCGGUUACUACCUGCCCGCCCUGCGUCAGCAACUUUGGGCGAGUUUUCAUCUGCCGCUCCAUCUCGCGCUCGUCUUACACUUGCAAAGCUUCACCCAGUGGCUCAUCUGGUCCACAAUCUGGAACCAGAUCCGCCGUCUGACAGACUUUGCCGAUCCAUCCGAGGAUGCCUUUCUCUUCAAUACGACAAGCAUUGCUGUCCGAGAUAGCAUCAAUGCUUCAGUCCAGGCGUUCCUCCGCGACUACCCCCCCAAAGCACUGGAGACGGUCGAGACGAUCAACGACGCGCUCCGAAACCUCACCACGAUACCUGAUAGCUUCUGGUCGUCGCUUGCAAAAUAUUCCGCUUCGGGGGAUUUUGAAGGCGACAUUUCGAGAACCAGCAACGUGCAAGGAUUCGGCACAUUUGUCGACUCAAUCUUUUACCUGGUUACAACGCUUGGCAAUGUCCUUUUUCAAUCGUUCGGCAUCGAGAUCCAAGGUGAACUUACCGCCCAAAAAUCCAAGACGCAAGAAAACCUUAAAGGGGGCGCGCUGCAGUUCAAGGUCCAUGAAAAAACGUGGAGUCGCUGUCGGCUAGUGUUUGCCUAUGGAUACAUCUCAGCUGGCUCAACCGUCGCUUUAAUGGCCACACUAGCCAUCAUCGCGCGGACGGCGCCGUUCAAGACGUGGCCCAUUGUCCGAAUUGUCCUCGUCUAUCUCUUAGCUUUGGGAACCUGUCUAACUGCCUUGCUAUGGUAUGACGAGGAGAAGAGUGAGGCCUUCCUAUCAGGUCCAUGGGUUUUGCCGACCAUCACCUUUGUUUGGUCCCUCGUAUUAAUGGUCACGCACAUCAACGGGGAACGCGGCAGGAGGCUCGCGAACCGAUUCAACCUCUGUUGA